Messenger RNA from Desarmillaria tabescens, 462 nucleotides. RefSeq lists its product as uncharacterized. Gene Ontology annotation, molecular function: protein binding. The record is from RefSeq and is a predicted model, not a curated record. The transcript has a single exon. NCBI's taxonomy places the organism in Eukaryota, Fungi, Basidiomycota, Agaricomycetes, Agaricales, Physalacriaceae. The annotation marks the transcript as partial.
AUGGAUAACGACAAAGACUGUCCACAAUGCGGAUUCUGUUCGUCCACUGGCGCUCGCCUUCCUGAUGGUGUACCAUUUGGCAGAGCUGAUCAACUCCUUUCCUCUAACGAGCCUCCAAUGGACGGCGAGCGUGAACAAUUCGAGGAGAUCCUUUCCCAUGGCAAUGAAUGUCUUCGUUCCCUCAACCAGCGUAUUUCACAAGUCCGCCAUCUUUUGAAGCGACUCACAGCCGAGAGCAUUGCUAUUGAGCGCAAGCUUUCUAUAUCCAAGACUCUGAUGAAUCCAGUACGCAGGAUACCUUGCGAAGUUUUGGAGGAGAUUUUCUUGUGGGGCAUGGAUGACGCGAUGGAUGCAACCAUCGUCUGCCCUGCUGAUUCCCUUGAUGUACGAGAUUUCCUUUGGACGGUAUCUCAAGUUUGUUCGUCGUGGAGAGACUUGGCGUUGUCUAGACCCCACUGGUGG